AUGUCUUAUGCAUUAGCAAGAGAUUUGGGAUUCAAAUAUUUUAAAGAUCCUGAGGCAAAGAUGGAGUUCGCGGAGCUGUCAUGUGUGGAGCCCUAUGGAGUUUUAGAGAAUGUUAUGCUGGAGAUAGGAGGUCGCCUAGUCCCUACUGAUUUCCAAAUCAUGGUAUGGGAAGGAUCCAAGAGGAACCAGCUGCUACUUGGAGCCCCAUUCUUAGCCACAGCCGGUGCAGUCAUAGACUUCAUGAGAAACCGCAUGUCACUAGGAAAUAUCCAACAAGAUGUUUUCUAUCAAAGCAUCGACUUCAAGACUGCACCAAGAGCGAUCAAGCUGCCACCAGAGAAGACUUCUAACACGCCACAGAAAGGAGCCAUGAUGCCUAAAGAUCCCAAGAAGAGUGAGCCCUAUCCAAAACCGAAGGUGGUCAUGAAACCAUCAAUGCUGAAACAUAAAGAUGUCUUCAAGGAUAUCAACUCGGUUUUGCUCCCUACCUUGGACGAAUAUGGAGCUAAUGAGAAGCCUUAUUAG
Microthlaspi erraticum is the source of this 525-nucleotide messenger RNA. The record is from the annotation of a GenBank genome assembly. Lineage: Eukaryota; Viridiplantae; Streptophyta; Magnoliopsida; Brassicales; Brassicaceae.